CCAACUCACGUCAGAAAUUAAAAUGAAAGUUUGUGCACCCAAACCAUGUGAACCCCAACCCCAUACUCUCUCUCUCUCUUUCUCUCCCUCUCCCUCUCUGUACUUCUAUAUAAGCUCCAAAAUCAGGCAGCAACUUUUCCACAGAAACAUUGAGAUGGGUGUGAGCACUGUAAGGUGCCAUCUCGUUGUUCAAAGCCUCCUGUUUCUGAUUCUGCUGCUGCAACAGGCAAGGGCGGAUCACCAAGUGUAUAACGUGAGCGGGUUGAGGAGUAGAAAGCAAGUGAGCAGCUGUAACUUGUUUCAAGGGAAAUGGGUGUUUGAUGCCUCCUAUCCAUUCUACGAUGCUUCCAACUGUCCCUUCAUAGAUCCUCAGUUUGAUUGCCAAAAGUACGGCAGACCCGAUAAGCAGUAUCUUAAAUACAGCUGGAAACCAGAUUCUUGCGACUUGCCCAGGUUUGAUGGGUUGGAUUUCUUAAGGAGAUGGAGGGGGAAGAGGAUAAUGUUUGUGGGGGACUCGCUGAGUCUGAACCAGUGGGAAUCGCUGGUCUGUAUGAUUCACCAGUCGGCGCCAAACGCCAAGACCAGCUUCGUCAAGAAAGAUGGACUAGCUACUGUGACAUUUGAUGGGUAUGCUGUAUCGGUGAGUCUGUACCGUACUCCCUACCUAGUAGACAUAGUGAGGGAAUCGGUUGGGCGCGUACUGAAACUGGACUCCAUCCAAGCAGGGUAUACAUGGAAACAGAUGGACAUGCUGAUCUUCAACACGUGGCACUGGUGGACCCACAAAGGCAAUUCUCAGGGAUGGGAUUAUAUGAGCGAAGGAACCAAAUUGUAUAAAGAUAUGGACCGCCUCACUGCAUUUUAUAAAGGGUUGAGCACAUGGGCCUCUUGGGUUGACCUUAAUAUUGAUCCUUCCAAAACCAAAGUUUUCUUCCAGGGGAUUUCUCCCACCCAUUAUAUGGGCAAGGAAUGGAAUUCGCAAUCAAAGAACUGUUAUGGAGAGCUAGAACCACUAUCAGGGCCUACUUACCCAGCGGGUGCACCUGCAGCAGCUGCUAUUGUAAACCAAGUGUUGAGUAAGAUUAGAAAACCAGUCUAUCUGCUCGAUAUUACAACACUCUCACAAUUGAGAAAAGACGCUCAUCCAUCCGCUUAUGGCGAAGAUCGUACGGGCAUGGACUGCAGUCACUGGUGCCUUCCUGGAUUGCCUGAUACUUGGAAUCAGCUCCUAUAUGCAGCUCUUGUCAUGGGAACAUGAAGGGGUACUUCAAGUCUUAUGUUUGCUCACGUAAAUGGACAACAAAGGGGGAAAAGAAUCAAUUGUAAUUUAUUUAAUUUUUCAAGUGCAAUAAUAAUAAGUGUUAUCAAGUGACAUAAA
Molecule: messenger RNA, 1378 nt
Organism: Vitis riparia (riverbank grape)
Lineage: Eukaryota; Viridiplantae; Streptophyta; Magnoliopsida; Vitales; Vitaceae
Product: protein trichome birefringence-like 38
Exons: 5
Coding region: 23-1258 (411 amino acids)
Cellular component (GO): Golgi apparatus
Molecular function (GO): O-acetyltransferase activity
Source: RefSeq, a predicted model, not a curated record